AUGCCUCUGUUCAGUUGGCGUCCACGUAUUCUGGGAGGUGGUCGAAAGACGCCAGAAGCCACACAAGCCGUCCAAAUUACUAUAGCUCCUGAGCCACCGGAGCUCCCGGAGCCAGCAGCAAGCUCUAAGCCGAGAAAUGUUCGAUUUGAUGAGCCAAAAAGUGGCUCAUUUAACCAAGAAAGGGCUGCUCCUGUAGACUGGGCGACUAACAAUUAUGGGGGUGAAGCCAGAAUUAUUGGCACCGUCCGUCCGGAAAAGAAUCUGACAAGCGGCUCGAGCGGACGAAUCCCACCAGAAGAGAAUGUUGGCAGUGAUUGGAGAUAUGCAGAUGAUGUUAAAGUUCGGAUUGAUCCGGUAGAUCAUCAACGCCCAAUCGACUCCCAACCAUCCCGCUUCGGUCAGCACCCCUCACGGGCCACUUCGGUUCUUCAAAACCUCCGCGAACAGAAAAGCAAUCUGGAAUACGAUGAGCGUCGUCGUGAGGUUUCGACGUUGCCGAGCAGUUAUUCGAGCAAUCGACCCGAUAUUUACGGAAAUGUUCAGCGAUUCGACACAGUUAGCCGCACCGAAUCUCAUUUAUCCUCAGAUUCACAAGCCACUAGACACCUUGACGAUAUGAAUGUAGUGUUCCUUCAAGCAAAUGAUGAAGUCAAACGAAUUCUCCUGCCACGCAACAUCCAUUCGAUGCAUCAAGUCAAAAUGUCAUUCGUUCGAACUUUCCCAAAUGUGAAUCGAUCAUUCGUCGAGCAACCCCAUGUCAAAAUCUACAUUCAAGAGCCAACAAAAGGAGCCAUAUUCUAUGAGCUUGAGGAUCCUGGAGAUAUCAAGAACAAAUCAGUGCUCAGACUUCGAGAGAAGACACGUGUCAUGUCACCAGUUGGAGGAGGGUAUUUGGAUCAACCAGAUUAUCAUUCGGAGACAGAGCAGGAUGAUGGAAGGCGAGUUGGGAUGAUGCCGAUGAUGAGGCCAGCUUCGGCGAUGGCAGCUCCAAGUGUUGAUUAUAUGCAUCGGAAUACACUGCCAUUGAAGCCACAACCACCUCCACCACAGGUCUAUGAUAUCUAUUCGGAUCCAUAUAACUCGGAUACAAGCAGUCAUGAUAGCCGAAGUGUGACCAGAUCUGGUUCAGCGACACCGGUGAUUGAUAGGGAAUCUAGAGUACGAAUGGAAACCAUGGAACGACAACUCGCGGGACUGUCAAACCUGGUGCACACAGCUCUCGUGAGCAAGGGAAUGAGCGAAACGACGCAGAAGGAUAUGGCAGAGCUUCGAAGGGAGAUCCUAUCCAUGCACCCUGACACUGCUCGAGAAUCUUCCGAAAAACCAGCCUCUUCUCUAUCCGACUCAAUUUCCUCACACACCGCUUAUCAACUCUCCGUGUUCCGUAGCAAGCUUAAAGACACUCACAAUGAGCUGAAACAGCUCAAAAACUCUGCACAGGUGAAUGCUCAGACUGGAAAUACGCUUUUACGAGAAGCCGGGGAUAAGAUCGGAAGAUUGGUUGCUGAUAGAAUGCGUGGUGGGGUUUCAGUCAUGCCAAUUGAGAUUCCAGCUACGGAAAUGAGCAACGAGAGCCAACGAAAUGAGCAUGCCAGUCAACUUGCAGAGCUUCUACAUUCAUUGACAAGUUUCGAGACAAAUGUGGAAACCGUACGUGGUAGUGUGCUUGCAAAUCAGAAAAAGCUACGAAUGAGCGAAGUGGAAGAUAUGACCGAAAAACUAACGAAUAUUGGACGACUUGCAGCGAACUUGAAAACCGACUUCCCACCGAUCCAAAUGGCAAUCGAACAACAGAUCAAGAGAGAUAUGGAACGAGUGGUCCGAGAGGAAAAAUUCAUUCGCGAUCAGAGUAUCGCAGUGGAUCAGAGCCUUCGAAGAUGUAAAGCCUUGGCGAAUAUCAUGGUUACAAUGAAAAAGCUAGCCAUGGUGCAAGAUCCAUCGAUUCAACGUAGGAAGAAGCAUGUGGAACGGGCGGAUUCAGCUGGAGCUCCAGGAUCUCCAAGAUUACCUCCAAAACCUUCUGUAGCACAGACAAUUGCUAUGCACUCAGCUCCACCAUCACCGUUGACAGCUCCGAUCCCACCUCCACCACCGCCACCACCGCCGAUGCUUCCACCACAACAAUCUCAGCUCGCCCAGUCCCUCCAACUAGCGGCUACCAGUUCUAAUGUGGUAAAGGUUGCUCCAAUGUAUGAGUACAAGGAAUCCCCAAAGUCGCCUGUAAGUGAUCUUGACAAUGUUCUCGAAGAAGUUGGAGAUCCGGGCAGCAUCCCACGUCCUCCAAGCCGAUACUCUGUCCAAGACGUUCGACAAAAGUUCUCCAAACCGCCAGAGCUGCCAGAUCAGCUCAGGAACUUGAUCGAAGACGUUGCUCGGCGAGCAUCCCCCGGACCGGAGCAAAUGAACGAUAGAAGACAGGACUUGGAAGAGCGUCAGGAGAGAUUGGCUGAGAAGCAGAGACAACUGAGAUCACAGUUUCAGCAAUUGCAACAGCUCGCUCCACUUCCCUAAUUAUUAGUUGAAUUAUCGUUAUUAAUAUAUACUUAUUGUGUUGAAUUUAUUAUUGUGAGACAUGACAAUAUCACAAAUUUAUUAUUUAAAUAAAGUUAUCAAAAUUUUCAUUUAAAA
This is a messenger RNA of Caenorhabditis elegans, 2628 nucleotides long. RefSeq names its product Actin interacting protein 3-like C-terminal domain-containing protein (gene gldi-9). The record is from RefSeq and is marked reviewed. The coding region runs from base 1 to 2511 and encodes 836 amino acids. Lineage: Eukaryota; Metazoa; Nematoda; Chromadorea; Rhabditida; Rhabditidae. The transcript is spliced from 10 exons.